Messenger RNA from Hyla sarda, 2039 nucleotides. Its product is annotated as fatty acyl-CoA hydrolase precursor, medium chain-like. NCBI's taxonomy places the organism in Eukaryota, Metazoa, Chordata, Amphibia, Anura, Hylidae. The coding region runs from base 193 to 1737 and encodes 514 amino acids. The transcript is spliced from 13 exons. The record is from RefSeq and is a predicted model, not a curated record.
UGUGCAGUGCUAGAGGCAAAAAGCAUGUUGGCAGCGGGGCACAGCGUGCCUUGCGCCACGCCUAUCUGACUGUGUGCGGCUGCUAUCAAAAACGUUUUUUGGGGUGAUAAAAGCAGAGAGAACUAAGGACAUGAGGACGGUCGCCCUGAGGUGGAAACACGAUAUGGCAAGCUGAGGGGAAAGACGCUGUCCAUGAAGGAAACAGACAGGACUGUCCACGCCUUCUAUGGGGUCCCCUUUGCCAAACCUCCAGUUGGUUCUUUGAGAUUUGCAGCCCCAAAACCCCUUGCGGCAUGGACCUCAACCAGGGAGGCCUCAGAAUAUGGUCCAGUGUGUCUACAGGAUCGCCACCUGAUGGAGCUGUUAUUGGAGACGCAGAAAGUGAAGUUUACUUUACCGCCAGUGUCUGAGGACUGUCUGUAUCUUAACAUCUUCACGCCAGCAGAUCGCGUGCAGGGGGAGAAGCUGCCUGUCAUGGUGUUUAUACACGGAGGAGGUCUGAUUAUGGGAGGAGCCAUGAUGUUUGAGGGUCCUGCAUUGAGCAUCUACGAAAACAUUGUAGUGGUCUCCAUCCAAUAUCGGCUUGGCAUCGUCGGCUUUUUUAGCACUGGAGAUGACCGAGCUCCUGGGAACUAUGGUUUCUUGGAUCAGGUGGCCGCUCUUCAUUGGGUUCAGGAGAACAUUGCAGAUUUCGGAGGUGACCCUAAGUCUGUGACUAUAUUUGGGGAGUCUGCAGGAGGAGUCAGUGUAUCUGCACUGGUGGCGUCUCCAUUAGCCAAGGGCUUAUUCCACAGAGCAAUUGCUGAGAGCGGUGUAGCCAUAAUACCGGCUUUGGUGGCCCAGUCUACAGAAGAAGUUGUUUUUAUCAGAAACAUUGUGGCCAAUAUUUCAGGCUGUGAUGUUGAGAAGUUUGUGGACUGUCUGAAGGCAAAGUCUGAAGAUGAGAUCCUGUUAAUCGGACUGUCUAUGAAUUGGACAGUUCUGCCUGCAGCCAUCGAUGGGGUCUUCUUCCCUAAACCUGUGGAGCAGAUUCUGGCUAAUAAAGAGGUGAACAGUGUCCCGUUCAUGACUGGGGUCACCAACCAAGAGUUUGGAUGGCUCAUUCCAUUGUCUUUGAACAUCACAGGAUUCCGAGAAGGAAUGGAAAGAGAGACGGUGCUUAAACUACUAAGGACCUUCCCCCUUCUGAGGUCAUUUUCCAGUGCCUCCAACCUCCUGGUGGACGAGUAUAUCGGAGAUGAGACCGAUCCUGCUGAAAUCCGAAACCGCUUCAUAGAUCUAGCUGGAGACUUCAUAUUUAACAUCCCGGCUCUGAAAACGGCCAAAUAUCACAGAGAUUCCGGCCAUCCCAUCUACUUCUACGAGUUCCAGCACCGUCCGUCAAUCUUUGAGGUCUCUAAGCCAGAAUUUGUGAAGGCCGAUCAUGGAGAUGAGUUGUUCUUUUGUAUGGGAGUUCCAUUUUUGGAGAGCGACAUUCUGCCCACAGAAGGCUUCAAAAAAGAAGAGAAGAUUCUGAGUAAGACUGUUAUGAAGUAUUGGGCCAACUUUGCCCGCACUGGUAAUCCCAAUGGGCCAGGCCUGGUGUAUUGGCCACCGUAUGACCAAGAUGAAGGUUACUUGGAGAUUAACUUGAAGCAGAAGGCUGCGAAACACCUGAAGACUGAAAAGUAUGAAUUCUGGACCAAGGUCCUUCCUCAGAAGAUGCUACAGGAAAAGCAGGAGCACAUAGAGCUAUAGAUGUCUCCAAAAAAACUUUACAACAUCCAAGAUGGUGGACGAUGACCCAUGACCCUGUGCAGUAUGGGAUUUAGUCACUGAAAUGCACUGUAUUGGGGUCUGCGAUGAUAUCUUUGUUCUGAUAGUCUCCCAUUCCAGCUUAUAAGAGGGUACAGGGACCCUCACUCUACAGCUACACUGACAGCAAUAUUUUGGGCCUAUUCUAUCUGGAUUGGUGGUCUCCUACUUGUAGUCCUACAGUUGUCAGUUUAAAUAUGAUGAGCACUAAACAUUUUUUCUGAAAAUUUUUGGACUGGAAGUAA